Molecule: messenger RNA, 1350 nt
Organism: Cylas formicarius (sweet potato weevil)
Lineage: Eukaryota; Metazoa; Arthropoda; Insecta; Coleoptera; Brentidae
Product: NADH-cytochrome b5 reductase 3
Exons: 6
Coding region: 117-1052 (311 amino acids)
Cellular component (GO): mitochondrion
Molecular function (GO): oxidoreductase activity; FAD binding
Source: RefSeq, a predicted model, not a curated record
AAAUUAUCAACAAUUAAUCUGGUACGUAUGAUGUUUGCUUGAAAGAGGUUGCCAUUUUUAAUCGCAUCGGGUUUUUGAGUAAUUCGCUUAGCUUUAGUGGGUUAUGACCGUUUAAAAUGGCAAAGGAAGAGAAUAGUCAGGUGCUACCCGUAGCGUUGGGAAUUGGAGUGGUAGUGACGACGUUCGUGCUGUACCGGCUCUACUCUUCCAAAUCAGAGAAGAAAGGUAAAGGCAAGGCCAAGAAGGUUCUGCUGGAAGACCCGCAAGCGAAGUACAAAAUACCGCUCGUUGCGAAGACCGUCAUCAGCCACGACACGAGGAACUUUAGGUUCGGUUUACCUUCGAAAGAGCACGUGCUGGGUCUUCCCGUGGGGCAGCACGUCCAGCUGAGCGCCAGAGUCGGCGACGACUUGGUCAUAAGGUCCUACACGCCGGUGUCGUCGGACGACGACCAUGGAUACGUCGAUUUCGUCAUAAAGGUGUACUUCAAGAACGUCCACCCUAAAUUCCCGGACGGCGGGGUGCUCACGCAAUACAUCGAGUCGUUGAAAAUCGGCGACACGAUCGACAUAAGGGGCCCGUCCGGACGGAUCCAGUACGUCGCCCCCGGAACGUUCUCGAUCAAAAAGAUGCGCAAAGACCCGCCGACCAUCGUCAAAGUCGGCAGGGUGAAUUUGAUCGCGGGCGGCGUCGGAAUCACGCCCAUACUGCAGCUGAUCAGGCAGAUCGCGAAAGACGACCGCGACGUCACCGAGGCGGCUAUUUUGUUCGCGAACCAGACCGAGCAGGACAUCCUGCUGCGGGAGGAGCUCGAGGAGGUGCGGGACCGGUUUCCCAACCAGUUUAAACUGUGGUACACUCUCGACAAGCCCGCGGAAGGAUGGAAGUACAGUUCCGGGUUCAUAAACGAGGACAUGUUGAGGGAACAUCUGUUUCCGGCGUCUGACGACACCGUGACGCUGAUGUGCGGCCCCCCGCCCAUGAUUAAUUUCGCCUGCGUUCCCAACUUGGAAAAGUUGGGGCACAAGCAGGACCGCAUUUUUGCUUACUAGCCCCAAAACACAAUAAGUAGAUAAACAAACGAAGUUCCGCAACAACCUAACCUCAAAAACUUACAAUCGCUUCCCGCGGGGGACCCGAUCCUUCUAGGGGGUGCUGCGCCCCGCGAAGUGGGCCCCGGUGCUUAUGGGAUGUGCACCCCGUAAAAGGAUCGGGGGCGAUUGUAAGCGUUUGAGGUUAUGUGUUGCGGAACCCCCUUUAUUUGUCUAGUGCAAUAAUGUACAGCAUGUUUGUUGUUUGUCGCUCGUACAAUUGUUAAUCGUUCCGAAAUAAAUGCACUGUAACGAUUAA